Eurypyga helias (sunbittern) is the source of this 1263-nucleotide messenger RNA. RefSeq names its product caprin-1-like. The record is from RefSeq and is a predicted model, not a curated record. The transcript has 3 exons. The annotation marks the transcript as partial. NCBI's taxonomy places the organism in Eukaryota, Metazoa, Chordata, Aves, Eurypygiformes, Eurypygidae.
GGGGAUAUGAUGGCUACCGUCCUUCCUUUUCCAACACUCCGAACAGUGGUUACACGCAGCCCCAGUUUAAUGCUCCUCGGGAUUACUCCAACUACCAGCGGGAUGGUUAUCAACAGAAUUUCAAACGUGGCUCUGGGCAAAGUGGACCUCGGGGAGCUCCUAGAGGUCGUGGAGGGCCCCCAAGACCAAACAGAGGAAUGCCUCAAAUGAAUGCUCAGCAAGUGAAUUAAAUAACUUCACAGGAUUACAUUAAACGCCAAAAACACACUGGCCAGUGUACUAUACAUGUUACCCAGAAGAGUUAUUAUCUAUUUGUUCUCCCUUACAGGAAGUUUGUUGUAAAGGGACUAUUUUCAUUACCCAUAAUGACAGGACUACAGUUGCCAGCUUUAUAUUACCUGGAUACGGAAAGGAACAAAACAACGUUUAUUCUGCAUGUUCUGUCCUAAGCAUCAUCUUGAGCCUUGCACAUGAGAUUUCAGAUUCCUCACCCUUGCUAAGAGUAAAGCAAAAAAAGGCAAUUUUCAGGGUGAUCCAAUCUCACGUGGUUAACUGGGAGUGGCAGGAAAAAGCAAAAGACUCACUUCUGUCAUUUAAAAGUGAUGUAACAAAUUUGGAUAAAACCCACAAAUUCAUAAAGAUUUAUGGUGGAAGCAGUUGACAAAACUAUGUUCCCAGGAAAGGAGGGAAAAGGUGAAGUGUGGCUUGGUAGAGCAACUGCAUUUCACCUUUUUCUUAUUAAAUUGAAGUGCUGAGCAGUUAAAGAUGUGUAGUGAUGAGUAUUUCCCUAAAUAGACAAAUAGGCUUAUAGCCAGUUUUUGACAAAGAAGAAGCACCCUUAGCUACAGCACUUUUCAUCACCAGGGCUCUGUUUACUGUGGCUAAGGAUUUAAGUUUGCUUGCAUAACUGCUACUGUAAUUGUGUAAUUUAAAAAAAACCCUUCAAUUUGGCACUUGAACAAAAUUUGCAACAAAUGUGAGAUAUAAUCUGGAUGGCCACUGUAUAUUUGAUGUGAAGUAUUUAGAUAUCUCUUUGAAACACUUUUUAAGUUUCUUUGAUAGCAAUGACUUUUGUAAGGAUUGGUAUUCUCUAUCAUUCCUUAUGACUUGCACAUUGUCUGUCACUAAUACUUGACCUUGCUGUAUUAUCACCUAAAUAACUGAUGCCGGUACUGAUGGAAAUCUCUAAUGAAUAAUCAUAACACUUUUGGUCACAUCUCUUUUUGUCUUUCCUGCAGCCUUGAAGGUUUUAAGAAAUCUCAA